Anopheles funestus (African malaria mosquito) is the source of this 4023-nucleotide messenger RNA. RefSeq lists its product as uncharacterized. Gene Ontology annotation, molecular function: RNA polymerase II cis-regulatory region sequence-specific DNA binding; DNA-binding transcription factor activity, RNA polymerase II-specific. Bases 843 to 2870 code for a protein of 675 amino acids. Gene Ontology annotation, cellular component: nucleus. The transcript has 5 exons. Lineage: Eukaryota; Metazoa; Arthropoda; Insecta; Diptera; Culicidae. The record is from RefSeq and is a predicted model, not a curated record. Gene Ontology annotation, biological process: regulation of transcription by RNA polymerase II.
AGAUGUUUCUUACUAAUGUGUUUCUUGCACUUUCGCUCAGCGUAGGAAACGUGGGAAACGUAUGCAGUUAAAUUAUUAAAAACGAAAUUGUUGCGAAACGGUUGGGAGAGGAAGCAACGAGACAAAAUAACAAAAAGUAACAACAACAACAAAAAAAGCACAAACGUUCCAACGUACGGAAGGAUUAUAUAAAAGCGGGCUAUUUUAUUUUAAUGAACAUCGUCCUUUUUAGACCGAUGGUAGCCAACAGAGGAAAGUGGAAGAUACGCACUGUUUCUGAAGCGAAGGAAGAAGGUGCAAAAGAGUAGCCUCCGCUCGCUACUUCCCCGUCCAGUGCUUUGUUCGUCUCUUUCCAUCGCGUCCUAAACUGCGUGUUGAAAGAGUGAAGAGCAUAGAAAAACAAGUGUCAUGGAGCUUGCCAGCCUGCUUGGAUUUAGAGAAUGAAUUAUGGUGGUUUUCAUGAAAGAGCGAGAGAACAAGUGCUAGUGAGGGUGGGAAAGCGAGGAAAGGAGGAUGAGAAAAUCGGGAGUGAGGGGAAAUCAUGCGUACGUGAGUUUCUGUGUGCUUGCGUGUGAAAGUAGUAAAAUAACUGACGUGAAAAACUCUUGUGUUGGAUAGAAAAUGAAGGAAGUGAAGAAGUUACCAAGGUAGAAGCGUACGAAAGGAGGCUUGGAAGAAUAAAAAUUGUACAUCACCGGAAGGGGAGGAAAGGAAAGGGGUCGGGAUAUAUUUUCAAUACCGGAUCUAGGAUGAGCUAUUUUUCGAAACCAUGAAAUCGACUCAUUGACCCUCCAUCCCCCCCUCCCAUCAACAUUCGUCUCAGAACGUUGACACAGUACACGAUGGAGCAAUGCAAUAACGAUCGUCCUUGUGUUAUCAGUAGUGGAAACUUUUUUCCCCAGAAUUCCAAGUCGAAACAGCAGCAACAGCAGCAGCAACACACACAGGCAAUCAGCAAACAUCUAACGCAAAAGGAUGACCCCCAUCUGCACAGCCCGCACCAGGAUCAGUCGUCGCUCGGCGAGAUUGAGGUGAUUCUCGUGCAGCAGCACAAACAGGACGCCCUAUCGGUGAUCAUCCAUCCUCAGGAGAGCAUGCAGCAGAUCAACAUGUGCCUGGGCAGCCAGAACCCGGGCUCGGUCGACUCGAUGAUGUCGUCCGACUUUCAGACGCUCUCGCCGAUGCACGACCGGGACUCGCCGGUCAGCCUCAACACGAACACCUCCUAUGCGACGCUGACGCCCCUGCAGCCGCUGCCACCGAUCUCUACAAUGUCGGACAAGUUCGCGUACUCGAUCGGUGGCAACAUCUGCGAGGCCUUCCCGGGCAUCAACAGCGGUGCGGUCGGGGUAAACAUCGAGAUCAACUCGUGCUACAACCUGGAGAAGCUGGGCGUUAUCCAUUCGCCGGUGCACCUGAGCGCGGUACAGGAACUCUCGCCGGACGGGGGCGAUGUCCAUUCGCAUCAUCAUCACCAUCAGCACCACCACCAUCAUCACCAUCAUCAUCCGGACGUGCUGCAGGAGAAGGCGACGUGCGGGCUGAAGGAUGGGCUCAAGGAUCAUCUGUCCGCCAGCGAAAAGGACACACUCGCGGACGAUGGUGGGAAGGGUGGCGGGGGCGGAGGCGGCGGUGGUGGCGGCGGUAAUGUUGGUAGUGGGGGAGAUCCGUGCAUUUUGGUUCGUGCCUCACCGCUACCGCCCAGCCUCGGAACGGUCGACGAUCGGUUCCUUGGGUCGGGGAAGGGUGCGGAACUGGUCGUGCGGCACCAGAAGGACGAUGGGGAACAGUUUAGCGGCACAGUGCAAUACCUGGAACACCCGAACGGGUCGGAUGUGCUACACGGCACCAACGGUUCCGGUCCCGGCGGAGGUGAUAGUAGUGGCGGUGGAGGAGGCGGAGGAGGCGGUAGUGGAGGUGGUAGUGGUGCCGGGAACGGUAUGGGAGGCAUCCUGACAGGCAAGGAACACCACCAGUCGGUGUUUCUUAACAAGUCUUUCAGUUCAAAAACCAACAUAAGCGACCUUAACCUGUGUAAAGAGAUUGUUAUCGACGACGUGUACGAGGAGUCGGAGCUGGACCACGUGAAGCUGGAGGAGAAAAAGCUGGAGGAAUCGUGCAAUCAACAACUGACCAAUGGGGGCGGUAACGGGCAGGGACUAGGCGGGAAGAGCGGGUCUUGCGUGUCGCUCGGGGACGUCGGCUGCAUAAACGGUGACAUCGAGGAGAUCAACACGAAGGAGCUGGCGCACCGGAUCAGCUCCGAGCUGAAGCGCUACAGCAUUCCGCAGGCGAUCUUCGCUCAACGGGUGCUGUGCCGAUCACAAGGCACACUGUCCGAUCUGCUCCGGAACCCGAAACCGUGGUCGAAGCUGAAGUCGGGCCGCGAAACGUUCCGCCGGAUGUACAAAUGGAUACAGGAACCGGAAUAUCAGCGAAUGUCCGCACUCAGGCUCGCAGCAACUCAAUCGGCGAAACCAGUUAACUCUAAGAAGCCAGAGGAACCCGAAAACCACGUCAUGAUGGGACACACGAAAAAACCUCGACUAGUCUUUACAGAUCUGCAGAGAAGGACCCUUCAGGCAAUUUUCAAAGAAACUAAGCGGCCUUCAAAGGAGAUGCAAGUUACUAUCGCUCGUCAGCUGGGACUGGAGCCCACAACGGUCGGGAACUUUUUCAUGAACGCACGGCGACGCUCGAUGGAUAAAUGGAAAGAUGAGUCGAUGAAGGGUCGAAGCAGCAGUAGUGACAAUGUUAUACUAGAGCACCUGAAGGACGAUUCGUCCGACGAGAACCUGGGCUACGAUAGUGCGUUCGUUUCCGGCGACGGUCCGCUGGAGCACAACUAUCAGCAACACGUUCUCAACUAAAGCAAAGAAAAAAAAACAACUUAAAUCAAUUCCCUUAUUUAAUUUAUAAAUUAACUAGAGAAAAAAAACCAACAAACAAAACUAAAGCAAAGACAAAACAAAACAAAAGUCACGACAAAGAUUUAGUAGAACAAAGCAAACAAGUAACAAAAACAAAAUGGCCCCCUCCCCCUCCCAAAACGCCAAGCAAAUUGGAUGCUGGCGAAACCACUAAUCUAAUGGAAAAGAGUUGAAACAAGUUAGAGAGAAAUCAAUGCUAGAUAAAGCAAAUCAAAGAAAUGAAUGAUUAAAAACAACAAAACAAGCAGCUAACUCAAGUGAAACACACACACAAACAUAGAAUAACACAGAUGUGAGACGAAAAAGCGAAGAACAAACCAAACACAUACACAAAACAUAAGGCAGCACUCAACACGCAUACCAAAAAAAAGUACACUUUAUGCCAGAAGUAAUUGCAAAGAACAUUAUGUAGGAUUAUUCAGAGUAAUUGGACAAGUAAAAGAAAACUAUAUGUAUGGUGCAAAUUGGCGAACUAAUCAGUAAAGUGUAGGAGCAAACACACUGCAAUUGCCAUUUAAAAUCUGAGUCUGAGCAAGAAAAAACGACCAUAAAAACCAGUCAAAAGCAAAGAAACGGAGAAAAGAGAAGAAGGUUAUUACUGCAACAAAACGAAGACAUAACAAAAAAAACAUCGUAGGUGUGUGCUAUCCCAAAGAGGAACGCUUGUGAGAUAAUAUCGUAUAAAUUUUUGCGGUUUUCGUUUGCUGACUUAUGAAAAUGGAAAAUAAGUACUAUUGUUUGUUUCGUUUCAAUUUAUCCGUCUAAGUAAAGCAAGAAAGUAAUAUGGCGGAACGGUAGUUGAAAAUCGUAUAUGAGCACUUUACGUCAAAACAGUACAUUCCUCUAGCUUUACACACAUACGAAAAGAAAAAAAAAACAAACACACAUACACAAAAACACUAUAUUACGUUACGUGAUAGAUUGGCUUAUUUAAAAAAGAAAGAAAAUACACAUAUACUGAACACUGAUACAAGCAAAAAAAAGAAACUAAUAAUUAAAUGCCUCCUGUAGUCUGGCUCACUCUCGAGAAGAUGCUACCGAAUCGUGGCGGAUUCUAGCGAAACAAGACAUCAACAAAAAAAAACACACACAC